UUACACUGCUCAGUGAACCGGUUACACCGUUACUGCGAUAGUGAGAAGUAGUCCGGGUAGCCCGCGGGCACAGGGGCGCACGGGUGAGCGGGAGAAGAGGCUGUUAGCUCCCUGUGUGCCCGCGGGCUCCCGGUGGUCGCGGAGGUAACCAGACAGGGUGAGGUAGUGGUGGAGGCGGAGGGAUACGCGGCGGAGGUGAGGCAGUGACAGGGCUAUAUAAGGUCGGAGCGGAGGGGGAAGCAGUCUGUCAGCGGAGAGUCGCUGCAGUCACAGGUCCCACAUUGUACUCCGCGCUCCUGCUCUGUCAGUAAUUCCAGAAGAAAUCUAACGCCAUGGCAGAACAAGCAAGUGCCACCGCAGCUGCCACCACCGGCUCCUCAAAGUCCAAAAGUGUCCUUACCUGGGAGCAGGUCAGCCGCUUGAACAGCUUUCUGACAGAGGUGGUUCCCAUCCAUGGACGCGGGAACUUUCCCACCUUAAAGAUCACGCUGAAGGAUAUCGUGCAGAUGGCCCGCAGCCGGCUGGAAGAUGCCGGGAUCAAAGUGAGGGAUGUCCGGCUGAAUGGCUCGGCGGCCAGUCACGUCUUGGUCAAAGACAAUGGCUUGGGAUACAAAGAUCUGGACUUGAUAUUUAAGGUAACCAUCUCUUCAGAAGCGGACUUCCAGUUGGUCAAAGACGUUGUAAUUGGGUUGCUACUGAAUUUCCUACCGGAGGGGGUGAACAAGGAGAAAAUCAGCCCGGUGACCCUGAAAGAGGCUUACGUCCAGAAGCUGGUGAAGGUGUACACUGACGCGGACCGCUGGAGCCUGAUCUCCCUCUCCAACAAAGACGGCCGGAACAUUGAGCUAAAGUUCGUCCACUCCAUCCGCCGUCAGUUUGAGUUCUCCGUGGACUCUUUCCAGAUCGUGCUGGACUCUCUGCUCUUCUACCACGACUGCUCUGAGAACCCCAUGUCUGAACACUUCCAUCCCACCGUCAUCGGGGAGAGCAUGUACGGGGACUUCCAGGCCGCCCUCAACCAUCUUCAGAACAAACUGAUCGCCACAAAGAACCCGGAGGAGAUCCGGGGCGGGGGCCUCAUGAAAUACAGCAACCUGCUGGUGCGGGACUUCAAGCCCACCGACAAGGAGCAGAUCAAGUCUCUGGAGCGCUACAUGUGCUCACGCUUCUUCAUAGACUUCUCCGAUAUCUUCGAGCAGCAGCGCAAGCUGGAGUCCUAUCUCCAGAACCACUUCAUAGGCGAGGAGAAGAGCAAGUACGACUACCUUAUGAUCCUGCGCAAGGUGGUGAACGAGAGCACCGUGUGCCUGAUGGGACACGAGCGCCGGCAGACCCUCAACCUCAUCUCUCUGCUGGCCCUCAGAGUGCUCGCCGAGCAGAACAUUAUACCGAACGCUACCAACGUCACCUGCUACUACCAGCCUGCACCUUACGUCAGCGACGCCAACUUCAGCAACUACUACAUCGCCAAUGCCGCCGUCUCUUACAGUCAGUCCUAUCCAACGUGGCUUCCUUGUAGUUAGGUGAGGCCUUGCCGUGGACUCUGGGUCAAAUGGGCCCAUGUCUUCAAAGCCUGUGGACACUAGUUGGCUUCUAGAAAUAAGUUCCUUCCACAGCUUUGAGCCUGAUUUACUGGAAAGGGGCCUAGCCCACUCCACCGCACAUAACCAAAAAAUAAACUAAUGAAACUGCCCUCCCUUGGUCUGUCUGAAUGUUAACUGCUGUGGGGUGGGCACCAGACUCUCUGGCUGCCCCCACAUGUAAGAUAUGCAAACGUCAAUCCAUUACCUCAUUACGGAGAGAUCGCUCCUGUCUAAUGAUCGGUGGUCCUCUAAUCUCUGCCGGACGCCAGUGACUUUUAAACCUAUCAGUGUUGAUUGCUUGGACAAGCCUAACUCCAGCCGGGUGACUCUCGCUGGUGUAGUCUACCCCCUGACUUGGCGGGGGCUUCAGGGGAAGUUCUGCAGCGUAACUUAUGUGAAAAAAAAAAUAAAGGAGAGGGGGGGGGGGGGGGGGAAAUGGAGGAAAAAAAUAACAAAAUAUAAAAUUGUUUAUUUAUUAUAAAGAUUAUAAAAUGGUCGGAAAAUGAAGGGGAGAAAAAAAAAAGUAUUAAAAGUGUUAAUUUAGUGUGGGAGAGGGUCCUGUUUAUGCAAUAGAUGUUUUUGAUCUGACGUGGAAAUGGUAUUUAUGUUGUGGUUUGUAAGACGGGAUAAGUGCUUUUAUUUUGCUGCAGUGUCCGUGUUGCGGCCCUCUGGGGUUACGGUGUACCCUCCCGGCGAGCACAACUGCUGUCUGUUUUGUUUUGUUAGUACUGCAGUUUACGUUCUGUUAGUGGGGUCUUUGUUUUUUUUUUCCCCUUUUCUCUCCUGUCACCUGCAGUUUCACAGGUAGUAAAGGAAAACAUAGUCCUGAUGUUGGGUGUAAAUCCUCAGGAUAAGCUGUGCUUGUUGGGUAUCCCUGUAGGUAUAUUGGUGUGUACACAUCCAGAAACCAGGACCACCAGUGUAAUCUAUACAGCGCCCCUUCCCCUUUGCAGACAGCAUGCUAAGGUCUGAGCUGUGGCUCGCAUUCCUGCUUGAAUUUAGGUGUACUAGGCCACCACCUGUGCUCAGGGACCAGUGACUGGUGUGUCAGAGCUGAUUGUAGUUGUUGUGAGCCUUACUUAGGAUUAGUUCAGAAGAGCCCCCAGGGCAGUCAUUGGUGUCUGUGCCUUAGUCCCAGUGUGUACUGGGGACCAUUCUAUACUCUGUGCCUUACUAUUGUGUCCGUCACCCCACCCUGGAGUCUUCUGCCAGGGGCCGGUAUCCUGACACUGGCCACUAAUACUCUAUUAUAGCGGUAUAUACAGUUAGUGGGCUCUGUACCCUGCGACUUAGGGGGCAGUUCAGCUGUGAAUGCUGAUGGUGUGACCGCCUGUAAUGCAGGACACUGGCAGCACCGUGUCUCUGCUGGUCCCCCAUAGGGGUGUGCAGACAACUGAAUUGCCCCCUUAACAUCGCUUCUGAGUAUGGACACUACCCCCCCCCCCCCCCCCACCCCCCACCCCUCCUCCCAACAAUAGAGCUCUGUGCUGAGGAGCUGGUCGGAUGUAGUGCAUGUUCUUGUGCUGCACAAUCCAAAUAAACCCACUCCAGACUUGUGUCUAUGCAUUGUGUGCCUCUUUCUUGCGCCUCGCUGCACCUCAGUCUGCUCUAGAACAGCGGGACACGUAGCCGGUGCCUCCAGCUCAGGUGGAGUUAAUCUAUCGCUAACGCAGCAGUGGAAAAACAAACAGCGUCUCUGAGCUGCUGCUUCCCAGAUGUCUGUGCUUCCAGGUUCUCCUCCCUCCUGUCACUCCGGGUUCUGGUGCCCAGAGGUGGCAGCUGAGCAGUGAGGGUGCUGAGUGGCAGUGUCUCUUCCCGCUGGUCCUCUGUAGAAACACGACUUGCAGCCAUAACUGUAGCCAGGUGCAGGCGUUGUGAUCUCCAGCUCUGGCUGCUAGCCGUCACCUCCUGUACAGGACCAGGGGCUGCUGCAUGUGGUCACUAAACAAGACUUGUGUGCGCUCACUACACAAGCUGGAGGGUUGCUGUCCACUCUGCGCUGGGUCCGGCUGCAUGUGGCAGGUAGUGACAUACCCAAUCCUUGUUCUAGGGCUCAUUACCCGUACAGUGACGUCUGUGGGGUAUAGAGAAUGGACGUGCUGGUCUAGUGUAACCUUCCAUAGUGUUUCUCUGGUAGAAUAAUGCUCCUCUCCCCACUUGUUCCUCAGCUGUAGCAUAAGCCCAGAGUUGCAGGACUAGAAUUAAUCUGCUAUUAGACUUACCCUGGUUUCUGGGGCAUCCCACUGCAACUUGUAGCCUAGUGGUCAGUACGGUCUCUGUAGACCUGGGGGUAAAAUGCCUGUAAGUGACCCAAGUGCACUGAUAGUAUAUAACGUAGCUCAGGGACUGCUCCUUCCAGUCAUUGUGUCCUGAUACUUCCUUUUUAACCUUUACUAUUAUACCUGCUGCAGUACUUAGCCCAGCGGCCACUGCCACCCCAUUAGCCGGCCUUGGUGUCUGUCCUGCAGGGCUCAAUGUGUACGUGUCUAGCGUAGGCCUGUGCUUGGCAUGGCAGGUGUGAAGGAACGUCCUGUAACCCUCUGCCAGCGAGGCCUUAUGUGCAUGAAUGCUUUCUGGCAGAAAUACUCUGCUGUAAGUCUCAUGGCCUCUGACCUGGAACCUGCGUGGGGUAAUCCAGGCUGGUACAGUCAUGAUGCUCUGGCACUAGCGGUGAGGCCAUGGCACAGGUGCCAGUCUCUGUUAGAGGGUGUAGGCUGGCUGUGGGUAAUGCAAUGUUUCUGUCACUUUCAGUCUCCAUAUUACACUUAUUUUCCAGUCCGCCCCAGCACUGCUGCAGUAAUCCCCCUGUCUGUGGUGCUGGCAUCCUCCGGCCUGGUAGAAGUGGCCGGGCACUGCCUGUGUGCCGCUCCCAGGUGAGAGCUGGUGUUCCUGGCACUUGCUGACCUGGUCACAGCCUCCUGUGCGUGGCCGGUCAGGGUGGACUGAACUUUGUCAUUUGUACAGGGCCUGGCGCCAGAUGUGCUUGGUAUGUCCUCAUGAUGUACGUAUUCAGGGGAAGCCUGGAGCUACAGCUUCCAGGGUGGCCUGCAGUGCAUGCUGGGAGUUGUAGUCCCACAGGCUGCCCACCUUUUUUAUAUAGGUAUUGCUGUGCUGGUGGCUGGAAUGGUGUUGCACUAGAAUGAGUGGGGGAUUGGUGUUUAAUGACUUGUUUCUGCUGAAAUGUGAAAUGUCCUCAGUUUCUUGUCAAAAAAAAUAAAGAUUUAUUUUAAACA
Molecule: messenger RNA, 4816 nt
Organism: Pseudophryne corroboree (corroboree frog)
Lineage: Eukaryota; Metazoa; Chordata; Amphibia; Anura; Myobatrachidae
Gene: TENT5C
Product: terminal nucleotidyltransferase 5C
Exons: 2
Coding region: 333-1523 (396 amino acids)
Biological process (GO): mRNA stabilization
Molecular function (GO): RNA binding; poly(A) RNA polymerase activity
Source: RefSeq, a predicted model, not a curated record